AUGGAGCGUUCGUUUUUACGCUCGCCGCCUGAGGUGCUUGCGCACUUUGGAGUUGAUGAGCAUGAGGGCCUGUCUGCUUUGCAAGUCGCGAAGCUGAGAGAGAAGUAUGGAUCAAACGCUAUUCCUGAAGAACCACCCACCCCGCUUUGGCAGCUUAUCCUAGAGCAAUUCAAAGAUCAAUUGGUAAUUAUCUUGCUGGGAUCAGCGGUGGUAUCGUUUGUGUUGGCGUUGUUAGAGGGCGGAGAUGACUGGACCGCAUUUGUCGACCCUGCAGUGAUUCUUACCAUUCUUAUCUUGAAUGCGAUUGUUGGCGUGUCGCAGGAGAAUAGUGCCGAAAAGGCCAUCGCUGCGCUCCAGGAAUACUCCGCAAAUGAAGCAAAGGUUGUCCGGGAUGGCACCACUCAGCGGAUUAAAGCCGAAGACCUUGUUCCUGGCGAUAUUGUGCAUGUGGCCGUGGGUGACCGUAUCCCGGCUGACUGCAGAGUUGUUACAGUCCAAAGCAAUAGUUUCCGUGUGGACCAAGCCAUUUUGACGGGUGAAAGCGCAAGUGUCGCCAAAGGGACCGCUGCAAUUGAUGACCAUCGUGCCGUGAAACAGGAUCAACUGAAUAUACUGUUUUCUGGUACCACCGUUGUCGCUGGUCACGCAACAGCCGUUGUUGUUUUGACCGGGUCUAGCACUGCAAUUGGCGAUAUCCAUGAGAGUAUCACCGCGCAGAUCUCUGAGCCGACUCCACUGAAACAGAAGUUGAAUGACUUCGGUGACAUGCUGGCCAAGGUUAUCACCGUCAUUUGUGUCCUGGUCUGGCUCAUGAAUAUCCAGCAUUUCAACGACCCCAGUCACGGAAACUGGACAAAAGGCGCUAUCUACUACUUGAAAAUUGCCGUCUCUCUUGGUGUGGCUGCCAUUCCAGAGGGUUUGGCCGUUGUUAUCACCACUUGUUUGGCUCUGGGCACACGAAAGAUGGCCGCUAAGAAUGCUGUUGUUCGAUCUCUCCCUUCGGUGGAAACCCUAGGAAGCUGUAGUGUCAUAUGCUCUGAUAAGACGGGCACUUUGACUACCAAUCAGAUGAGCGCAGAACGUAUCGUCUAUCUUAACGACGCUGGAAAUGGCAUAGAGGAAAUUAAUGUUGAAGGAACCACUUUUGCACCUAUUGGCAAAUUGCGAAAGGAUGGUAAAAUUCAAGAAGACCUAGCGGCUGUAUCUUCCACGAUAGGCCAAAUGGCUGAGGUCAUGGCAAUGUGUAAUGAUGCCGCGCUAGCUUAUGACCAAAAAAAUGGAACUUACAGCAACAUCGGAGAGCCCACCGAAGGCGCCCUUAGAGUUUUGGUAGAAAAGAUUGGCACAGAAGAUACCAAAGUCAACCAGAAGAUCAUGCGCCUAUCGCCUCCUGAACGUCUACACGCCGCCAGCAGACACUAUGAAAAUCGCUUACCACUCCAGGCCACCUAUGAAUUUUCACGAGACCGAAAGAGUAUGUCCGUCCUUAUUGGGGAAAAGAACAAUCAACGACUCCUUGUCAAAGGCGCACCUGAAUCGAUUCUUGAACGUUGCUCCCAUAUUGUUCUGGGCUCGAAUGGGGCUAGAGUUCCUCUCUCCCCGCAACAUAUGAAACUGGUCUCGCAAGAAGUUGUUAGCUAUGGAAAUAUGGGUCUUCGUGUUAUUGCCAUUGCCAGCAUUUCGGAUGUGCCAGAAACCCCUUUGCUUAGAUCCGCUGAAACCUCCAAGGAAUAUGAGAAGAUUGAACAAAAUAUGACUCUAAUUGGACUUGUUUGUAUGCUCGACCCACCUCGACCUGAGGUUGGAGCGUCUAUUCGCAAGUGCCGGGAAGCUGGAAUCCGAGUUAUUGUCAUCACUGGCGAUAACCAGAGCACCGCAGAAUCUAUCUGCCGACAAAUCGGUGUGUUCAAGAAAAACGAGAAUUUGCAAGGGAAAAGUUUUACUGGAAGAGAAUUCGAUGCACUCAGUGAACACGGUAAGAUUGAAGCCGCGAAACAGGCUUCAUUAUUCUCUCGUGUUGAACCGAGCCACAAGUCGAAACUGGUUGAUAUUCUUCAAUCUCUUGGACAGGUUGUUGCAAUGACUGGUGAUGGUGUUAACGAUGCCCCAGCGCUGAAGAAGUCGGAUAUCGGCGUGGCCAUGGGUUCUGGUACCGAUGUCGCGAAAUUAGCAGCAGACAUGGUUUUGGCAGAUGAUAACUUUGCGACAAUUGAGAUCGCUGUUGAGGAAGGAAGGUCGAUCUAUAGCAAUACCCAGCAAUUCAUCCGCUACUUGAUCUCGUCAAAUAUUGGCGAGGUCGUGUCCAUUUUUCUGACCGCAGCUUUGGGAAUGCCGGAGGCUUUGAUCCCUGUUCAGUUACUAUGGGUCAAUCUUGUUACGGACGGUUUACCGGCAACAGCGCUCUCUUUUAACCCCCCCGACCACGAUGUUAUGAGGAGACCUCCCAGAAAGCGCGGAGAAGCACUAGUCAGUGGCUGGCUUUUCUUCCGUUAUAUGGUCAUUGGCGUUUAUGUCGGUGCUGCCACUGUUUUCGGCUUUGCUUGGUGGUUUAUGUAUAACCCCCAGGGCCCACAGAUUUCUUUUUGGCAUUUGUCGCACUUCCAUAAAUGCUCAAGGGAUUUCCCUGAAAUCGGCUGUGAGAUGUUCACAAACAACAUGUCUAAAUCGGCAUCCACUAUAUCCCUCUCCAUCCUCGUCGUUAUCGAAAUGUUCAAUGCCAUGAAUGCUCUCUCAUCAAGCGAAUCACUUUUAACCUUCCCACUAUGGAACAACAUGAUGCUAGUCUACGCCAUCAUGUUGUCGAUGUCUCUUCACUUUGCCAUCCUCUAUAUUCCGUUCUUACAAAAUCUGUUCUCCAUCUUACCACUAAAUUGGGUCGAAUGGAAGGCUGUGUUAGCAAUCAGUGCACCGGUCAUUGUUAUCGACGAGAUUCUCAAGUUCUUUGAGCGACAGUUCUACGAUACUCGAACGGAGUCUACUGAAAAACUAGCAAACGGAAGUGCUACGAAGCCUAAGAUGAUGUAG
This is a messenger RNA of Ophidiomyces ophidiicola, 3024 nucleotides long. RefSeq lists its product as uncharacterized. Bases 1 to 3024 code for a protein of 1007 amino acids. The record is from RefSeq and is a predicted model, not a curated record. Gene Ontology annotation, molecular function: ATP hydrolysis activity; P-type calcium transporter activity; ATP binding. The transcript has 5 exons. Gene Ontology annotation, cellular component: membrane. NCBI's taxonomy places the organism in Eukaryota, Fungi, Ascomycota, Eurotiomycetes, Onygenales, Onygenaceae. Gene Ontology annotation, biological process: calcium ion transmembrane transport; intracellular calcium ion homeostasis.